ACCCACCCAGACUAGAAGGAGGGGAGGACAGACAGCGUGCUCGUCCCUCUAACAGACAGAGGUGGAAGGAAAGUGGGAAUGAGAGACAGACGUGAGGGGGAGAAGAGGAGCACAAUGAAGGAGUGCCAUUGUCCAUCCUGGCAGCACUGCCAUUUCACCAUCUGCUGAGAGAGAGCGAGAGAGAGAGAGAGAAAAAGAGAGAGAGAAAAAGACAGAGAGAGAGAGAGAGUGGAGGGAAGAGAAGAGAAGAGAAGAAGAGGAAGCCAAACGGAGGAGAGGAUAGAUGGAGAGGAGCUGCCGGCAGUGACUUUGUGAAUUAAUCGAGCGGAAGAGUGUAUCAGAGGAGAAGCACGUUUUUCAGGGAGUGGACGGACGGAAAGCCAGGAAAGAAGAAAGACAGGACGAAUGCGCGUCUGCUGCUGUUUAAACAUUAAUGGGGUUCUCAUGUGAAGAUUGAGCCCAGCUUUAGAUGAAUCAACAUGGAUUAUCAGCUACAUGCUCUUUAAACCAAAAAAAAAGGAACUAUUUAUGUUUUGCCAUUCUUGAAAAAAAGAACUUUUAGAUAAAUUGAUUAGACUUACUUUGUACAAUUUGAGUUACUUUAUCAUUGUGUAAAUAUAGACUCUUUGUGACUUCUUCUCUGCAGGGUACUAUACGAUCUUUGUUAGCUGCUGCACAGAAUAUUCAGGUUGUUUUUAUGCAACUUUUCUAAACACAAGUGUUGUCUUUUAAAAGUAAGUGGUUUAUGUAGUUGUUGUUUCUACUGUAGUUAGAAAAGUGAUAGUUGUUCUUUUUAAAUAUUGUCCGACACAGAGAUCUACACUCUCUAAUUGGAGUCAGUGCAUGCAGCCGACAUGGGAUGUCAACAUUGAUUGGGUUUUAUUGCUGGCGCGACGCUGGUCAAACUUUGAUCAUUUCCUGAAACCUAUUGAUCUUUCUAGGAGUCUGUAGUUUUUCCUCCGGUUGGAUGAAAAAAAAUGGUCUUUUAAUGCAGCUAUUAAUUGCUGCCGUGUGACUCGAUAAAGUAGUUAUCUCUUUGUCUGAAGAUUUCUGUCGUUGUCGGGACUAUCCUCCGCAGGCAUCUCUUUUAAUGUCUGUUGCCAUAGCAACGGGCAGCAGCUGCAGACAGAAAAACAUGUAAAGUUCAUUUUUUCUUGUCUUAUCUUUAAAACUGGUGCUGUUCCAUUCGUUAAUUGUGUAUUUUUAGGAGAUAAGAAGCAGUAGACCUUAAUAGUUGUAGAGUUUCCUUCUUAGACAGGAUUUUUUCUUUCUUUACUAGACAGUCUUUGUCUAUGCGGCGCUCGGCAGUCUCCGAGAAUCAGGGUUGUUUCAGGUCACCUGUCUCCCCCUCCCCAUUCUGUGUGCUGGUCUUGUGCGAUUCAGCUCAGCGCUGCUUGUCCUGAUCUCACCUUUAUCUACCGCGACUACGGCAACGUGUUCAUCAGUCAAGCUGAUGUGCUAGAAUCAGGAAUGGCUGCAUAGAUUUGAUUAUCUUACUGGUUCCACUUGUGCAUAUCACUCUGUGCAGCUGCUUAGCCUCAUGGCCACUAAUCACUGAUUAUUAGGUGUUCUAUGUCUGUGACAGUCUGUUCCUAUUGCUGUCUGUGUGUAGGUGACUCAGGACGUCACCUCAUGUAGAGGGUCAACUCCUCUGCAGUCACCUGACCUACACUGUGUGCUGUCUAUUAAAACAUCCUCAAGUAAGACAAUGGUUAUCGCUGCUUAUAGAGCAUUUCAGCAUCUCUUUGUUUAAGACCACACUUGCCCUUUUCUCUAUCUUUGUUUGAUCUUUACACUUUUUUAAGUGCUAAUUCUCUCUUUGGACUAUUUUUUAGCGGUGUUUAACAGACUGUUAUAUUUGGUCUGCAUGCUCUUUGAUUGUCCAACUACAGGUGUCUUUUGUGACUUUUCCAGCCAUACUUCUUUAAAGUUUUCUGGAGAUCAUCCCAGCCUGUCUGGCAGUGCAUAAUUAUGACUGGAUCCUCCAUGGUGCUUUUGAGCCAAGACCAGAUGGAUGACUAGCUUGAAUUGCUAGACAAUCCCUCUGUGGUGCUAGACUAGUGUAGGCGACUGUUCCUUUUCCAUGCAUCCAGCGCCCACUGCAAGCUGGUGCACUUUACUUCAAACACAAUCGUGUUAUGAAAUAGACUGUGGAAAAAUUUCUGUUUUCACAAGGUGUCACUAAAACAUUGGUGCCAAAUUUACAGUCUUGUGCAAGGGGUAUAGUCAGGGUGCGUGUGAGCCUUGUUAGACUUUGAGGGAGUAAAGGUCAACAGAUUGUAAAUAUGACUAGUGCCUCAACAGCACUGAGGUGUCAGUUUGCUGCAGGACUGUAGGUGUAGACUUGCUGCAGGACUGUACGUGUAGACUUGCUGCAGGACUGUACGUGUAGACUUGCCUCCUGCAGAGGUCAAACUGCUGCAGACUGUUUUGUUUGUGGGACUUUGGGUUGUGAGAGACUGCUGAUGUCAGCGGGACUGUUUGCCUUCUGGGUUGGACUAUGCAGAAUAUGAGCUGAUACGUGGUGUCUGUACUGUUUGUAUUAGAACUGAGAGUUAACCUGCUGCUUGAUAAGCCCUGCCUAAGAUAAGGAGGGAAACAAGUCUAGAGUAAAACACUCUUAAUUAAACCAUAUCGGGCCGUGUCAGCGCUCUUCUCUCAGGUAACUGACUAUAAUCUGGGCUUGUUGUUUAAACUAGGCAGAAAUAAAGUAACAGGGUAAGAGCAGUCGUGCCUAGAGAGGUCAGAAUAUCAACACAGUGCAGAUUUAUUUGAGCAUUUCCAGCUGGAUGAGUUAGUUCACGUUCAUCUCUGAGGAUCCUCCAGCAACAUUCAGGGAACCCUGGGUUGGGAGUUCAAACCAGACCAAUCAGGUCUCAUUACCAUCACAACAAGCCCACCGGUAGUCAUCAUCAGCCAAUGACCUACAUUCUCUAGUGUUGCAUGACCACGUGCUCCUGCAGUGUGUGUCACUGUACCAGACGCAGACAAUAUCUCAAACUACCACUUUCUAAUGGUGCUCCGGAGAAAAAACUAAAAAAAACAUCCUUAACUGAGGUAGCCAGGUUUUAGGGCGUCUCACUUGAACUGAGGCAGCCUCACUUGUUUUAGCCAUAUCAGAAACUACAGUCAGGAACGGCCCCAACACUGCUGGGCCAGUCUUAAAUACUAACUAUUUUCCUUCGUUUUCUACUCGUGUCUAAAUAGGUGACCAUGCCUUGCCUCUAGCCAUCCGUAAUAUUACAGUGAGAGGCCGAACGUCAGGGGUCACCAUUUAUAUAUUAGACAGGGGGACUGUUAAAGGAGACAGCCUGGAGAACGGGCGAGCCCACGAGGGAGGGGGUAAGGGGGAGCGAGAGAUCAUCUGGAAGAGGAGAGAGGAAGUGGUGGUGCGGGAGAGGGCAGAGGCGUUAGAGAGACAGAGGUUGGCGGAGUACAUUGUGUGGAGGAAGAGAGACGACUUCCAGGAGAAGAGAGGAGACAGAGACAAGGGAGGAAGGAGUGUGGAGAGAGUGAAGGAGACCGGGCCAGAAGUGAUCUGGAAGAAGAGAGAGGAAGAGGAGGGAGACACGGGGAGGGAUAGAGCGAGGGCCAUUCAGAGAGGACAUGAAACUGUUUGGAGGAAGAGAGAGAGGGAGUAAAAGAAAGGGAGCUCAAUAAACGAUUUUAAGGUAUCAUGCAUUUGAAAAGUAGGUGUUAAGAAAGGCGUGCUGCUACUGAAGACCAGCCAUACAUCAGUAAGCCUUCUCUCUCGUCUUUAACAGUUCUGGGCUUCAUUGAGCUCUGCAGGUGCUCGCUGUAGUAUUGACCAAUUGGAGCUCAGUAGUGUGUGUGUCUGUGUGUCUGUGCGUGUGUCUGUGCGUGUGUGUGUGCGUGUGUGUGUGUGUGUGUUGUCGUGUUGGUGCUCACAGCCCCCUUGCGAUCCCCUCGUUGGCUGCUAAUAGGAUUUUUAUGGGGCUGUGUCAAGCAGGUUAUAGCCGCCAAGGGAAGCUGCUUCACACGUGCAUGCAUAUGUGCACGCCAACACACAUAUACACACAGAUAAUCUAAGAGACACUGUGGGCAGGGAGGGUUUAUUCUCCCUCACAUGCAUGUAAACACAUAACGUGCAAAUGCUCGCUCCCCCCUGUGCAGUAACACAUGCCAGGGAGUGUUGAGAGAAAUCACUUGUGCUGAUUCUCCAUGGUGCUGCCGACAGCUGGAUAACUGGCGCUCACUGAGAGGCUGUCACGUUGGGACAAGAUACUCCCAGAUAUUGUUUUACAUUGUGGCAAAAACACCAAGACAAACACUAAGACCACAGAGCUAAGACCACAUCAUCGUCAGUCCCAGGGAACACAAUGAACAUUGAAGCAGAUUUAAACUGAACUGAUGACAACAUGAUCUGCGCUGGUGCACUAAAAACAAACUUUCUUCAUCUGCAGUCGAGCGUUAACUGGGACACCGCACUUCUCCUCUCCACCUUUUCUCAUUUUUCUCUCAUUGUGGAUAAAGCCCUUUUUGUAGCAGUUCGGUUUUGGCUGCAUGGUAAUGAGUGGAGGACAGACAACCAGACAGAUGGAUGCAGCUCUUACGCCGAGCAAGACAGACAGAUGGCUGUGUGUCCUUUUAGGGAGAAACUUUGAAUCCUGAGACAAAGAGACAUUGAAGGAAUCACUAGAGCCUGUGUGGACUGUCGCGGACAUAAAAACUGACGCUGCAGAUUCAUCAUGGAGCUUGUCCCAAAAACCAAGUACACACACUUUCGGAGUGAAUCGCUGAGCUCAAAUGAUGAAACAAACUCCAAUCCGUCAUCGUUCCCUCCGUCCAGUCCUGCUACCCCACUCACUCCAUCCCCUGGUUUACCUUCUUCUCUCUCCUCCUCAUCUCUCACCCCCAUCUUACCCCCCUCUUCUCCCCGGCCAGCUGAGAACAGCCCCACCACCCUCUGCUCCUUCUUCCCCAGGAUGGGAUCCCUGCGUCUCGGUGUCUCCACCACUCUUCUCCCAGGACUCAAGGCCUCGAGCAGGCUGCAGCAGCCCCACACGCCUGUUGAGUCCUCUUGGGAUGACAGGAGAAGCUCUAGCUCCUCCUCUCCGCUUCUUCACCCUAUUCCCCCUCUAAUUGCUCCUUCUCCUCCUCCCCGACCUCCUCUGCAGGACAUGAACCGGCUGGGAGGGGCGUCCAGGAGGGCACGGGUGGAAGGAGGGCAACUGGGAGGAGAUGAGUGGACGCGCCAUGGCUCCUUCGUCAACAAGCCCACCCGUGGCUGGCUGCACUCUGACAGUGUGGUCACUACCGCCGGUGUUUCUUACGCUGUACGGUACAUGGGUUGCGUGGAAGUGCUACAGUCAAUGCGAGCACUGGACUUCAACACUAGAACUCAGGUCACCAGGGAGGCAAUAUCUGUGGUGUGUGAGGCGGUACCUGGAGCCAAAGGAGCCCAACGCAGGAGAAAGCCUUCCUCUCGCAGUAUGACGUCCAUCCUGGGAAAGAGUAACCUGCAGUUUGCUGGCAUGACAAUCAGCCUCACCAUCUCGACCAGCAGCCUCAAUCUGCAGGCCCCCGACUGCAAACAGAUAAUUGCCAAUCAUCACAUGCAGUCCAUCUCCUUCGCCUCUGGAGGAGACCCAGAUACGGCUGAGUACGUAGCAUAUGUGGCCAAAGACCCAGUCAACCAGAGAGCAUGUCACAUCCUGGAGUGCUCAGAGGGUUUAGCCCAGGAAGUCAUCAGCACCAUCGGGCAGGCCUUCGAACUGCGUUUCAAACAGUACCUAAAGAACCCACCCAAACUGGUCACACCUCACGACAGAAUGGCUCCAUUCGACGGCUCUGCGUGGGAGGAAGAAGAUGAUGACGCCGCUCCGCCUGCUGAUGUCCCUUACUAUAAUAAUUUCCCUGGAAAACAGCCUCCCCCUGGUGGACUGGUUGACAUGAGGACCCGCCCAGGGGCAACGCUGCCUUAUGGACAGCCAGGACAGAACGACAUUCACAAGCAGCCUCUGCCGCCUCUACCAGUGGGUGCCAAAGAAGGAGGGAGGGAGAUGUUCGAUGACCCCUCAUACGUCAAUGUGGAUAAACCCCGCCCCCCAGUUGCAGCAAAUGGAAACGCUCACAGAGAUGCUUUUGACAUGAAGCCAUUUGAUGAUGCCCUGGGGGUUUCCGGGCACGGUGGACCGAGCUCAGUGACAACAGCGCCCCCUCUGGUGCAGCAGUUGCAGUGUGAGGCCUGGUUCCACGGAAGCUUAAGUCGCAGGGAAGCGGAGAGGCUGCUGACCCGAGAUGGCGACUUUCUCGUGCGGGAGUCCGGGACCACGCCCGGACAGUACGUCCUCACAGGGCAGCAGGGGGGUCAGCCCAAACACCUGCUACUAGUCGACCCAGAAGGAGUGGUUCGUACUAAAGAUCAUCGGUUUGAAAGUGUGAGUCACUUGAUCAGCUACCACAUGGACAACAGACUCCCCAUCGUAUCAGCUGGUAGCGAAGUGUGUCUGCAACAGCCAGUCGAGCGCAGGGCCUGAUGCUGCAACGACCAAUGAAAUGCACCACCAAAUAUACACGCACUCCUUCUGCAAUUCAGCAUACAAUGAAAACAUCCACAUGUUAAUAACACAUGCAGCGACACUGCAUUUAACACACUCAAACAUACACAAGAACACACACCGCAAAGAAAACCAAAAAAGUUUUAAAAAAAAUCACCUUUAUGCUCUGCAAAGUCACUUACUUGCUGCUGUUGCCACAUGUUCCUAUCCUCUCUGAAAGCCAAACUGUGAUCUGCAGUCCCUCCUCGACCCCACCGACCGUCAGAUGCAUCGCUCCACAACGGAGAAGCACUGCUGCAAUUUCUCAUCAGCCUACUGUGAACCAGGGAGAAGCCCUAUGCUUAUUUCAGAAAGGGGCCGAAAACAAAUGCAAAUUUUUUUUUUCUUUUCGUUCAAUUAUGAAAAACAAAACACUUUACUAAUACGUGAAAUUGUGUACAAAGAAAUGAUGGAACUGAAGAGUGAAGAGACAAUGUGACGUGGACUAAGCUUGUGUUCUUUUCAUCUGGAGGAAAUGAUCUCCCUCCUCAGACUGUCGCUGGAGCGUGUUUGGCAAAACCCAAACUGGAUGGCAACAGUUCUUUGUCAUUGACACUGAACCAGGCUUGAACAGAAACACUCCCUUCAGGUGUCACGUGAGCUUUUUGGCUGCAAACCUGACUUUGACGUAACUCUGCCUGAUGAAUAUGCAUAAACCAGUCGGCUUCCGAUUCAAUCAGGAGGGCCACCCUACACACAACCACUCUCCCGUUAGAGACUUUUGAACUUUGAGGUGGAGCUGAUGAGGAAGGCCUGUAUGCAAAACUGGGACUGCUAUGCCAAUGACCAUCAUAUAUCUGUUUAUUUCGUGUGUUUUGUUCUAUCUUGGGGCGCAUUACUAAUCGGACAUGGGGGUUUAAGAGGAUCGUAACAGCUGUACUGCCCUAAUCCCUCUGUAAACACAGAUACACCUUUACGCAACACGGUCUGCACCACCUCACGCCAAAGAACAUGAACUUGGUCGCUAACAGCAGAAGAGAAAGCCAUUAGAAUUAUCAACUGUUAUCUGUCUUGUGUAAUAAUUACAGCUUUGGGAGCUAAUUAAAUGGACGGAAUUGCACAUAAAAUGGGCCUGUGUUGGACGGAAGAAGAAUCAAGGUGCUCGUGCCUGAAUACAUCGUCAGAAGGGCUUUGCUAUCACCUACAUACACAAUAACAACUGCGUGUAGAGAAGCAUGGACCAGAUCAUUCUGAGCCACUGCUUCUCGUUGACAUCUAAGUAUGUGUUUGCAUUGACAAUCUAUGGGUUAUAUCUUCACAGAGUAAACUGAAAGCAAUGGAGUGUUAAAGGUGAACCCUUUAAGCGGCGGCCAAUAAGAAAUGUUGAGCAGUCUAAGCAAAGAAUUUCCCUCUGCAAAAAAAUGAUGCAAAGUAUGUGAUAGUAAGUGGUUAGGUAAAAAUGUUUGUGUAUUGUGAUGUUGCUUUACUUUUUAAAUCACUUGAGGGAAUCAUUUUGUAAAAGCUUGUAUCAAAUGAAGUGGUUCUGGGGUAAUAGAAGAUAAGGACAUGCAUGUUUUCGGAGCGUUGCUAACGAUGAAAUGUUGAGCUGAACGCUGCUCCUAGUUGUGCUGUUUUAAAAAAAAAAAAAAAAAAAUGGAGGAUCCAAAAGGGAGACGUUCUCCUCUCCUCUUCCUCCUCCCUCAACUCAUGACGUUGUUUUUUUAUAUCUUUUUAUAUCGUGCCUUGUUUCUUCGAUGCAGUCACGUCACUUCAAUGCAGUCACCUUAUGUACUUAAUUCAAAUGUAGUCGCCUACAGGAGAAUCUCACACAAGCCUCUCAGUUAAAACAAAGACGCAAAAAUGACACUCCAGUAAACACACACGAUCCGAUCCAGUGAUAGCAAUCUCCUCCUGAUGCAUUCAGCAUAUAUGUAUAGUCACAGAUACUUGAUGUCACCAUAGUGGGGAUACUUCCUGACCACCUGUAAAUAACAUCAGCUUUUAAUUGGUCAGCUUGGUAAUUGUUUCCAUUGUUGUAUAUUUGAAGACCUAUUUGAUAAGUACCACCAGACACCACAGCACCGCGGCAGCUCUCUAAGCCAAUUGAACGCGUCAAAGAGAUUGUUUCCAAACUCCUGCAAUACGAGAAGGGAUCUUUUCAACUUCAGUUCUCAAACCCAGAAGUGGUCUCACGUUUAAUCUUACCAUGCACACGCAUACCAGAGUGACGGCUGAGUCAGUCAGACACACACUUCUACCUGUUGUGGUGUUUGUAGGUCAGGGAGAAGAAAACCAGAGCUUUAAGGUCUGCAUUUGUGUGUGUGCGUGCGUGUGUGACCGACCCACCUGACCCUCUGCAUUAUUAGACACCAGGUCCUGUGUUAACAUUGUUCAUCACAGUUGCCUUUGUUGCAUGAAAAUCGUGUCAAAUGUUGUUGGUGAUAGUGUUGUUGAUGUUGUUGUACUUUGUUUUGAAAGCCAAAGGUUACUUUCAGAUUGCGUGCACAGAUAUUGAUUUUGACUUUAUAUAUAUUUCUGUUUUAAUACUUUUUGUUUUUGUUUUUAGGGAAACAUGUCUGUUUACACCUGUAUCUGAAAAUAUAGAUUGCAUAUAUAAAUACAUAUAUCAUUCAUCUCUC
Molecule: messenger RNA, 9139 nt
Organism: Hippoglossus stenolepis (Pacific halibut)
Lineage: Eukaryota; Metazoa; Chordata; Actinopteri; Pleuronectiformes; Pleuronectidae
Gene: shc1
Product: SHC (Src homology 2 domain containing) transforming protein 1
Exons: 12
Coding region: 4710-6500 (596 amino acids)
Biological process (GO): intracellular signal transduction; cell surface receptor protein tyrosine kinase signaling pathway
Cellular component (GO): plasma membrane
Molecular function (GO): receptor tyrosine kinase binding
Source: RefSeq, a predicted model, not a curated record